Molecule: messenger RNA, 492 nt
Organism: Phaeodactylum tricornutum CCAP 1055/1
Lineage: Eukaryota; Bacillariophyta; Bacillariophyceae; Surirellales; Neidiaceae
Exons: 1
Coding region: 1-492 (163 amino acids)
Source: RefSeq, a predicted model, not a curated record
AUGAAUCAAGCGGAGUCCAGCAACCAUUCGAAUUGCAAUCGUCUGCAAGUUGCAGUUUCGAAUGAGCCGCUCAUUUCUGUGGACGAACGGCUGCCAGCCUCUUCCUCCCUUCUCGCACCGUCACACCAAACAGUCCGAUACGAACAGCGGAAUGAUUCUACUAACAAUAGCGAUGAACAUGCAGCGAAGCCAGCGAACAUUCCCGACAAUAUGGACGUGUACCGCGCAAAAGCCCAUGUAGUUCUGAACCAGCAACGCCUUGCCGUAGUAGGGCGAGAGAUCCGAACCUUGCUUGCCGUCUUUGCCAAUAAAGCUCUCGAAUUUUGGGGUAAAAGCAGAGAUAUGUUUGACAGACACGAGCCCCUCUUGAUUCAACUUGGCUUAUUCUUCACAACAAUGGGCGAGCUCGAUCUUAUCCAAAAGCGCAUGACUAGUCUCUUUCGGCAACAGUGCGCCCUCAUGCGAGAAGCUGGAAUCAAAACCGAAUCCUGA